AUGGAGAUCAUAAGAAACUCCACACAGUUUUCAUAUUUUACUCUUGGCGCCUAUGUUGACACACAGAUGUUUAAACAUUUAUAUUUCAUAAUUAUUUUGUCUCUGUAUAUGUUUACAGUUGGUUCCAACGUCCUGCUGAUUGUGGUUAUCUGUGUGAACAGAAGCUUACAUGAACCUAUGUACAUGUUUCUGUGCAGCCUGUUUGUGAAUGAGCUGUAUGGUAGUACAGGGCUGUUUCCGUUGCUCCUGCUUCAGAUCCUCUCUGAUGUUCACACUGUUUCUGCUCCUCUGUGCUUCCUGCAGGUUUUCUGUAUUUACUUAUAUGCAAGUGUAGAGUUUAGUAACUUAGCUGCCAUGUCUUAUGACAGAUACAUGUCCAUCUGUUAUCCUCUUCAAUAUCACACACUAAUGACGUCUAAUAAAGUUGCCCUUCUGAUAGCUGUGACAUGGAUACCUCCUUUACUUGCGGUUUGUGUCACAACAUGUCUGAGUGCUUCAUUGCAGCUAUGUGGAAAUGUCAUUAACAAAGUGUACUGUAACAAUCACUCCAUUAUCAAGCUGGGAUGUCACAGCACCACAGUUAAUAAUCUCUAUGAGCUCACUGCUGCCUCUGUCACAGUGUGUGUCCCAGUAUCUGUAAUCCUGUACACCUACACAAGGAUCCUGAAAAUCUGUUUUUCUGGAUCCAAACAGACCCGACAGAAAGCCAUCAGCACCUGCACGCCUCACCUCGCUUCUCUGCUCAACUUUUCUUUUGGGGUUUCUUUUGAAAUACUACAGAGCAGGUUUGAUAUGGCCCAUGUUCCAAACAUGCUACGGAUAUUUUUAUCAGUGUACUUUCUUACAUGUCAGCCCCUCUUCAAUCCUGUCAUGUAUGGCUUGAAUAUGUCCAAAAUACGGACCAUAUGUAAAAAUCUGCUCUUAGGUUCUGUUGGGAAGAGCAGGAUAUUUAUCAAAAUUGUUCAGAUUGAGAAAUAA
Oreochromis aureus is the source of this 978-nucleotide messenger RNA. Its product is annotated as olfactory receptor 10A3-like. Gene Ontology annotation, biological process: G protein-coupled receptor signaling pathway. The transcript has a single exon. Gene Ontology annotation, cellular component: membrane. Lineage: Eukaryota; Metazoa; Chordata; Actinopteri; Cichliformes; Cichlidae. The record is from RefSeq and is a predicted model, not a curated record. Bases 1 to 978 code for a protein of 325 amino acids. Gene Ontology annotation, molecular function: olfactory receptor activity; G protein-coupled receptor activity.